Messenger RNA from Drepanopeziza brunnea f. sp. 'multigermtubi' MB_m1, 2754 nucleotides. NCBI's taxonomy places the organism in Eukaryota, Fungi, Ascomycota, Leotiomycetes, Helotiales, Drepanopezizaceae. The record is from RefSeq and is a predicted model, not a curated record.
AUGGAUAUGAACAUGGCGAACCUCGAUGCCAGCUUCUCAGCAUCCGCUCCAGGACCUGUAGCGGCUACAACUCAAGGGUCGAACCCCAAUCCGAUGCCCCAUUCCCAAACUCCAGGGCAUCCAAGCUUCAGGCGACAACGAGCGUCCAGGGCGUGCGAGGUACGAUGCGACGCCGCCAGCCUGGGCGUGCCGUGCACCAACUGCGUUGCCUUCAGCAUAGAAUGCAAGAUUCCGGCGCCGAAGCGGAAAAAGACUGCGGUGGGUAAGACGAAGGAUUCGGAUAGCGACCGCGGUGAGACUCUCGACGAGCGCUCCCCGGGAAACAACUCUCCUGCCACGACCGGUCGACGCGACAGUAUCUAUAACAAUGCCGCCGACGGCACGCCCGCGACCUCCCUGACCGAAGCCCAGUAUAAACAGCGUCAGGACGACGACGGCACGUAUGCGCAGUUUAUGAAGCCGAAGUUCACGAGGGCUCCUAUCAAAGAGGCUGGACGAGUGGCAUACUUGGGAGAGUCGUCCAACUUGACGCUACUGGUUCACGACCGACAUGGUACGGCGGAUGUGGUUCACUACCCUUUGCCGGAAAAUGUCAGGGGAUCCCGCGCCAGGUUGACGGAGCUGGAUAAUGUGGAAAUCGAUAUCCUCCAUCAGAGAGGGGCGUUCUUGCUUCCACCGAAAUCACUGUGUGAUGAGUUGGUGGAUGCGUAUUUCAAAUGGGUUGCUCCGAUUGUCCCGGUCAUUAACCGGAACCGGUUCAUGAAGCAGUAUCGAGAGACGAAGAACCCGCCUUCACUACUGUUGCUACAGGCUAUCCUCCUGGCUGGCUCCAGAGUCUGUACCAAUCCUCAACUCAUGGAUGCGAAUGGAUCCACGACUCCGGCUGCGUUGACCUUCUACAAGCGCGCAAAAGCCCUGUAUGAUGCCAACUACGAGGAUGAUCGAGUUACCAUUGUACAGGCCUUGGUGCUCAUGGGUUGGUAUUGGGAAGGACCAGAAGAUGUUACGAAGAACGUCUUUUACUGGAGUAGAGUGGCUACAAUUGUUGCCCAGGGAUCUGGUAUGCACCGAAGUGUGGAGGGCUCCCAGCUCAACAUAGCCGACAAGAGACUCUGGAAGAGGAUAUGGUGGACCCUAUUCACUCGCGACCGAUCGGUUGCAGUGGCGUUGGGACGCCCAGUACACAUCAACACCGAUGAUUCUGACGUCGAGAUGGUAUGCGAGGACGACUUUAUCGAGGACGACAAUGAUCAACCCCCCGAGUUUCCACCAGACCCUAUGCAUGUUCAGUUCUUCCUGCAAUACGUCAAACUUUGCGAGAUUAUGGGCCUGGUACUCUCUCAACAGUACUCGGUUGCUUCGAAAGCUCGCCGACAAAACGCAAUCGAUCUCACCCACAGUGAUAUGGCCUUGGCCGAUUGGUUGCAAAACUGUCCGCGAGAGGUAUACUGGGAUGCGUCUAGGCAUCACUUCUGGUCUGCUCUGCUUCAUUCUAACUACUAUACUACGCUCUGCUUGCUACACCGCGCUCAUAUGCCUCCAGCUUCGAGUUCGAGAGGUGGUUGCAUUGAGGACAACUCUUACCCGUCCAGGAAUAUUGCAUUCCAAGCUGCGGCUAUGAUAACCUCCAUCAUCGAGAACCUUGGAAACCACGAUGAGCUUCGGAAUUGCCCUGCGUUUAUUGUCUACAGUCUGUUCUCGGCACUUAUCAUGCAUGUUUACCAGAUGCGAUCUUCUGUUCCGUCCGUGGUUCAGGCCACGCAAGAGCGAAUACGCAUCUGUAUGAAUGCUCUCAAAGACGUUUCCAGGGUUUGGCUGGUCGCAAAGAUGGUCUAUACCUUGUUCGAGUCUAUUCUCGGCAAUAAAGUUUUGGAGGAGCGUCUCCAAAAGGCAGCUGGAAAGCGCCAUAGGAAGAUGACUCAAAGCCUUACCCAAGGCAUUAAUCAGGCUCAACUCCAGCAAGCCAACCAACUCAAGAGAGAAGACUCUGGCUCGGGAGCUACGAAGCGAAAAUACGACGAUAUGUCUCUCGAUUUCAAUGUCAACAAUGGGCCGGCUCCACAAGAGUCUUACGAGCGAUCCCGGCCCCAGACACCCAGUCACACCCCUUCUCGCGAACUGGGACACAACAUUGCACCAAUGGCAGCACCUCCUGUCACUUCUCCGCAUACCAGACCGAACGAUGCAUUUAUGGGUGGAUCGAGUUCUCGUCCUCAUACCAGGCCUGCCACCCCGUUCAAUCCUUCUUUCUCUGUCCCAGCUACCCCACCAGAUUUGUACCUUGUUACUCGAAACUCGCCUAACCUUUCUCAAUCACUCUGGGAGAACUUCCAACCCGACCAACUGUUCCCCGAGGGUUCGACAAGCAUGCAGAAUAACCAGUUCUCAUCUCCUCAUUCACAUCAAAAUCUGGAUCCGAACCUCAUGCCGCAUAUGAGCAUGAACCAGAUGCCGAACCAGAAUCAGGCCGCGCAGUUGCCUCAGCGCAUGCGUGGACAAGGCAAUAUGGCUGGAAGUCCUCAGGUAUCAACGCUUAACUUGUCUGGUGGGUUAGGAUAUCAGGUCCAGCCUGGUAUGUGGCAGCAGGGCUUUGAUUCGGGAAUGCAAGAUCCGCAGGGUCAUAGCCCAAGUGAUUCUCUGAGCAAUGCUUCGGCGCAGGCUGUGCCCAUGACGAUGAAUGUCGAGGACUGGUUCCAAUUCUUUGGAAUUAAUGGUGACUUGAGUGGAAUGAAUGGUGACGUGCCUCUUGCCUGA